Molecule: messenger RNA, 2419 nt
Organism: Calidris pugnax (ruff)
Lineage: Eukaryota; Metazoa; Chordata; Aves; Charadriiformes; Scolopacidae
Product: myb-related transcription factor, partner of profilin-like
Exons: 2
Coding region: 1-1005 (334 amino acids)
Biological process (GO): regulation of transcription by RNA polymerase II
Cellular component (GO): nucleus
Molecular function (GO): DNA-binding transcription factor activity, RNA polymerase II-specific; RNA polymerase II cis-regulatory region sequence-specific DNA binding
Source: RefSeq, a predicted model, not a curated record
AUGUUCAACCCAAGGAACAUGGCUGAACGAAAGAGGAAGCCCAAGUUUUCCAAGGAAGAACUGGACAUUCUGGUCACUGAGGUGACCCGAAAUGAAGCCAUGCUGUUUGGGAGGGAGACGAUGCGUCUAUCCCAUGCUGACAGGGACAAGAUCUGGGAAGGCAUAGCCAGGCAGAUCACAUCAGUCAGCCAGGUCCCCAGGUCUGUAAAAGACAUUAAACACAGAUGGGACGACAUGAAGAGAAGGACCAAGGACAAACUGGCAUUCAUGCAGAGGUCCCUCUCCAGCCCCGGCAGCGCGGGGCGGCCCUCGGCCAUCGUCCUGACCGCCCACGAGAGAGCCAUCGAGUCGACGCUGCAUUCGUCACGCCAGAUGCACGGCUUCCGGAGAGCGGAUCUGGACGUGGUUGACAGCCCGUCAACGAGCUCUGAGGAAGAGACGCCGGGCACUUCUCGGGAGCACCGCUUCUCGUCGCUGCAGGGGGCCGGUGCAGGUGGAGUCACCCAGCUCUCCGGGCCCUCCUUCCUCCGCACUUCAUCCUCAUCGGAGCACUCGGAAGCCACCAGCCAAAGGCAGGAGCUGCACCGUCCCUCCCCGCGCGCCGCCUCGGCCUGCAGACCCCCGCGGCCCCGCACGAGGAGCCCCCCCCUCUCCGCCUUCGAUCGCCAGCUUCUCCAUGCCCACACGCAGCAAACAGACCUCUUCCGGCAGUUCUGCCGGGACCUGGUGGCUGUCCACAGAGACAUGGCAGGCAGCAUGCACCUCAUCGGUCAGAGGAUGGCUGACCUCACCAGCCAGCUUGGCCAGAUGUGCCAGACCCUGUCGGAAAUCCGUGACGGGGUCCAGGCUUUCCGUAGGAUCCAGGAUCCUGGUGUCAUGCAGGGGUCUCUUCUGCAAGCAGCUUGCUCCAAACCUGAGCCCGGUGCAGAGUCUAACCAAAAGCCCCCAAAACGGGCUCCUCCUGCACGGACUACCAGGUCACGAAAGAGAAAACACCAUUUUUAGUCUGCUUCCUGUAAAGUAAAGAAGGGUGCUCCUUCCUGAGCUGCUGCAUGCUCACGUGGCCCCUCCAUGCCAUCCAGGACACUGUGGGGAGGGUCAGCAGCCGCCCCAGCCCGUCCCUCCCCCUGCUAGCAAGCAGAACAGCAUGAGUUAUGGCAGCUGAGCAGUAGGGCUGGCCCCCCGCGACGGCAAAGAGGCAUCUCAGAUCUUGCAGAGCUUGGGGUGUAGGACAUCUUCCUGUUGAUAGAGAUUAGGAGUUUUCACUGGCGUCCCCCGUGCUUUGAACGCUCUAUAAGCUAAGAGCUGCGAUAGGAAUCGUUCUCUCCAUCUCUUCUCCUGCCUGUGAAACGUUAUUUUACUGGGACAGCGUGUUACAGAGCUCCCUUUGCAAUCAACCCAGAAAUCUACCCUACCUGCUGCCGUCCCAGCAUCUUCCUGCAAAUGAGUAUAUGCACUGUGCAGAGAGACGUCCCGACGGCUCUAGAGACUCUCCUUGCUCGUUAUUUUUAUCCUGCGUUCAGCAAUAAUGGGCAGCCCAGGGCUUACUGAGACUCACAGCCAGGUUUUGGGGAGGGGGGGUGGAAAAGCAGAGCUUGCUCAGGGAAGGGUAGAUAGAAGGCAGGGUGUUGAGGAGAGGAGGACAGGUCUGAGCGCUGUGUGCUUUGGGGAGUGCUGGGAAGGGCUGCUGUGGCACCUGCCUGCAUCCUGCAGUGCCGCGACGCACGUAGAUCAAAGAGCUUAAUCUUUGUCUGCUCCAGUCUGAAAACCUUACCCACCCUUCGCACUUGCAGUUAAAAUGCAGGUUUUUUCAUCAUAGGACAACAUUUAAAGAGAAUUGUAUGGGAUUGUUUUCCUGCAUGCUGUGAUCUUCAGAUUUGAACCACCUUGCCCUCUUCAAAACGUGAGAGGCUGCAGGUACAGGGCCUGCUUCUGACCUCAGGAACGGUUUGGUUGUGUGUCACUGUGAUUGUGUCGACUUCAGCACAGUUACUUUGCACUUAUUCAGUGUUAUGUAGGGUGGGAUCUGUACCGUAUUCUCCUAUCGUGAAGAGUUUACAAUCUAAAUUCACAGAUAUUUAGGUUAAAAUCGUAGCAGUGAUGGUUUUGUACCACUUGCUUUCCCCAAUCUGUGAGAAGGAACCAGAAGGAGCUGUGGUGCAGCGUCCAAAUUGCUUUAGUGCUGCAUGAGGUUCCCGUAUACAACCCCAAUUCUGAAACUAAGCUUGAAUAAUGUCACCUCAGGUGGUGACAACACAAUGUGGCAGCUGUUUUACAACAUGUCUGUCUUCUUCUACACCUAUGAAUACUUAAAGGGUGGGUGUCAAGAGGAUGGGGCCAGUCUUUUUGCAGUGGUGCCCAGGGACAGGACAAGAGGAAAUGGGGCACAAACUUGAACGUAGGAAGUUCCAUCUAAACA